ACCGUGCUCACACACACUGCUUUGUGCCUGCAGCCUGCCUUUCUUUUCUUGCCUUCUUGGCGAAGUAGCUUAGCUGAGCUGAGCGGAGCUGACGACAUGGACGGGUACGGCAGCUACGGCGGCGAGAAGAGCGCGCUGGCCUCCGAGCUGGCGCAGGUGCUGGCCAUGGUCCGGGAGCUGGAGGCGCGCAUGGACCAGGACCCGCUUCCGGCGGCCGCAAGGGAGCUCUGCGCCGAGCUGGCGUCGUCCGUCGACAGGUCCAUCCGCAUCGCCCGGUCCUGCUGCGUCGACUCGCCGGCGUCCGGGUCCGGUAGCCCCCGCAGCGACGGCGGCAAUGCCGGCGCCGCCCAGUCCAAGAGGAGGAAGGGGACGCCGUGCGUGAGGAGGCAGCUGCGGGCGGCGUCGGUGCAGGACGCGGCGGCGCUGGACGACGGGCUCAGCUGGAGGAAGUACGGGCAGAAGGACAUCCUCGGCGCCAAGUACCCCAGGGCCUACUUCCGGUGCACGUACCGCCACUCGCAGGGCUGCCUCGCCACCAAGCACGUGCAGCGCGCCGACGGGGACCCGCUGCUGCACGACGUCGUGUACCACGGCGCGCACACCUGCGCACAGGCCGCGCACCCCAGCGCCCAGCAGCUGCGGCAGGAGCUCCAGCUGCAGCCCGGGCAUGGCGCCCAGGAGGACCAGGCCUCCCCGCUCGCGCUGGAGACCGAGGGCCUGAGGGCUGCUCUGCUAGAGCCCAUGACGCCCUACUCGUUCGCCACCGUGGCUGGUGCCGGUGCCGGUGCCAGUGCUGGCGCAGACUUCGCCGGCUGGUGCCCGCUCCUCUCGCCGACGGCCUUGGACUGGCAGUUCGAGGAGCUGUUCACCAAUGCAAUGGAGCCCUUUCAAUGGGACCUCUAUACGGCCAAUUAGAUGGGGGUAUCUGCAGACAAAACAUAUAUGUGCAGCACGUACUGUAGCUUGUUUUACCGAUUUCCGGUAUUAGUAUUAGCUUCAGAGUAGACUAGAGUGUAGUAUUCUUCUGCUACUAUGAUAACAGCUGGGUACUGUUUUGCCUUGUCCAUGCAAACCAUGAUAACACAGCUUCAAAAUGAUAUGAGCAACCAGACAGCCCAAGAAAAUGUUGUACCCAGCUGGCUAUCUGAAAUUCUGAAUCUAAGAUAGGAUCAAAGAUUCAGACCAGGUAAUCAUGUUGAAGCACUCAGAAUCAGAAUGUGAAUAAUUAUCCAAAUGGAA
Molecule: messenger RNA, 1239 nt
Organism: Sorghum bicolor (sorghum)
Lineage: Eukaryota; Viridiplantae; Streptophyta; Magnoliopsida; Poales; Poaceae
Product: probable WRKY transcription factor 53
Exons: 3
Coding region: 97-915 (272 amino acids)
Biological process (GO): regulation of DNA-templated transcription
Cellular component (GO): nucleus
Molecular function (GO): DNA-binding transcription factor activity; transcription cis-regulatory region binding
Source: RefSeq, a predicted model, not a curated record